Messenger RNA from Boeremia exigua, 591 nucleotides. RefSeq lists its product as uncharacterized. Gene Ontology annotation, cellular component: membrane. Lineage: Eukaryota; Fungi; Ascomycota; Dothideomycetes; Pleosporales; Didymellaceae. The record is from RefSeq and is a predicted model, not a curated record. The transcript is spliced from 2 exons. The coding region runs from base 1 to 591 and encodes 196 amino acids.
AUGCAGUCUCUCUUGCUUCUAGUGGCUCCUGCCUUGUUCGCUGCGUCAAUAUACAUCGUUCUUGGCCGAAUCAUUUCACUAGUCGAUGGCGAACAGCACCCGUUGAUACGCCAGAAGGGGCUUAAUUUCCUAGUACAGGCCGGAGGAGGUGGCAUCCAAGCAGCUGGCUCUCUUACUUUGCUGCAUGUCGGCGAGAAGGUCAUUGUGGUCGGUCUAUUCCUGCAACUGACCUUUUUUGGAUUUUUCAUUGUGGUUGCGGACUUCUGGGCAUUUGACUUCUGGGCAUCUGACUCUGGUAGAGUCGUACAUCAGUCUCCGCUGCCCAUACUAAUCUUAAAUUUGGUUCAUUCGUACAAGCAAGAGCCCAUUCUCCCGUUCAUCACACCACCAUGGCGUCGAGGGCCAGACGCCUACAUCGAUAGCGACGUGGACGAGGCCCGCGAACGCCACGAUUCAGAAUGUGUAUUAAACAAGAGCCUUAAUAUCUAUACAGACAGCAGCAACAUUAAAGACGAGAGUACCUCUGUAGUAGCGUAUCAAUCAACGUUACAGACCUGGAUAUACCAUCUAUUAUAUACUAUAGAGCUGUAG